Anneissia japonica is the source of this 901-nucleotide messenger RNA. Its product is annotated as DNA replication complex GINS protein PSF3-like. Gene Ontology annotation, biological process: mitotic DNA replication initiation. Bases 120 to 761 code for a protein of 213 amino acids. Lineage: Eukaryota; Metazoa; Echinodermata; Crinoidea; Comatulida; Comatulidae. Gene Ontology annotation, cellular component: GINS complex. The record is from RefSeq and is a predicted model, not a curated record. The transcript has 2 exons.
AGCGGAAUUCAUCAGGGAGAAGAACUAGCCUAGCUUAGGCCUAGGAUCUAAAAGUGAAUUAAUUGCUUGUUUUUGACGUAGCGUAUGGUAUUUUUGACUCAAUUUAUUGUUCUGUUAUAAUGAAUGCACAGAAGAGAUACAUAAAACAUGGUAGUCAUACCGAAAAUUACUUCAAUAUACACGAUAUUCUAGCCAGCCAAGAAAAGAUUCCCUGUGUUUUUGAAGUCCCGAUGUUGAGGCUAGGUUUUUUGGACCCAAGUAACGAAAGCGCAGAUAUUCAACCCAACACCAAAAUGGAGCUACCGUACUGGAUAGCAUCAAGUCUUCGUACUAGGAAGAAGAAAAUCGUCGGCAUUGAUCUACCAAAGCAGUACAGGAGAGGACACAGAGAUAUUUUGAGCGCUGAUGCGAAUGUUGUGAACUUGCAUAAAUUGGGUCCUUAUUACUAUGCAUUUGGAAGUAAACUUAUGAAUUUUGACCAUGUUGAAGCCGAUGAUAUUGGCAAAAGUUUAUUACAGGCCUUUUCGGGACGAUUUCGAAAAAUUAUGGACUCAUCACUCAAUUGUUACAAUGGGGACACAACCAAAUUGAAAAGCAAGUUGGACGAGAAUGAGAGGAUGUUGUUUAGGGCUGGACAAUUAAGCCUACACGAUUACCAAAAAUGGGAAGAACGCAGCACUGACAAGAUACAGGCAUCGGAGAUGGUUAGCAACCAUCGAAAGAGGAAGCGUGCCAUUAUGGAGCAGGGAACUGAUUCUUAAGGAGAUUAUGAUUGCUGAUAUGAGAGUUCCCUUUCAGCUCUUACAGCAGAGGUGGACCCAAGGAAAAUCUGUGUUGGUUUGAGGGGAGGGGAGGGCUAGUAAUUGAGAUUUUUGUUUAGAUGCCCCAUUGCCCUUCCCCC